CACCAGCGUCCUGGAGUCCUGGGCUUUCUUGCGCGAUAGCAGUAAUAAUAACGUUUCCUGGAAGCUUAAUAUGUAUUAGGCACUGCUGAGUGCUUUACGUAUUUUUCAUCCUCAGCACAGCUCUCUGAGGCAGAGGUGGAAGAAACCCUAAAGCGACUUCAGAGCCAGAAGGGUGUGCAGGGAAUCAUUGUGGUGAACACAGAAGGCAUUCCCAUCAAGAGCACCAUGGACAAUUCUACUACCACACAGUAUGCCAACCUCAUGCACAACUUCAUCUUGAAGGCACGGAGCACCGUGCGUGAAAUUGACCCCCAAAAUGACCUCACCUUCCUUCGAAUUCGCUCCAAGAAAAAUGAAAUUAUGGUUGCACCAGAUAAAGACUAUUUCCUGAUUGUGAUUCAGAAUCCAACUGAAUAAGCCACUCCCUUGGCGCCCUGUGUUCUUCCUUAAUUUAAUGCCCCCAAGAAGACUAGUGCUAGUCAUGUCACCCAGCCACAAGUGGAAAUCACCUAAGAGCUCACUCGCACCAAUCUAGUGACCAAGGGUGGGCUGGCUGCCCCUCUCCCCCCAUCAAAGGAAUCCCCAUGCUGCGCCAACUGCUCGGAGUUCCCUCUAGGAGGACUCACUCUCUGAUUGUUGCUGGAGUAGUUUGAAGCCAUACUCGGCUUCCUCCUGACCUUCAGCUCACUUGUCCUUGGAAAAGGCUGUUUUUCUUUAACUAAAAAUAACGAAAAUGCUUGUUGCCGUGCUGUUGUGUUUUUAAAUACUAGGUUGAAAAGGCCUCUCUUCCUGGGUAACCACAUAGUCUGACGACCUGCUGCCUCUUUCAGCUCCUGGUGUGUAGCUUGGCUACUGAGAGGCUUGCUCCUUACUGUGCCUGUGGCUCACUCACUGAACUCGGCUUGCUACAGAAUUGGUACCCUGGCUUCUGGGCCUCUUGUUCUAGACACCCCUUUUGUUAUUUUCCACUCCCACCAAUGUUACAAAAGUUUUUCCCCUAUUAAACUGCACUGGGGGAAGUCAAAGGGAAUGACAUUGAAGACCCAGAAUGCGCCAGGUGUGUUACAAACUGCAGUUCCUACUACCCUCACAGUACCCUCUGCAGACAGGGUGGUAAAGCCAUCUUAAAGAUGAGGACAGCAGGGUUGAGAAGGGCUUGCCUGAGGUCUCAGCCAGGAGACUCAAAAAGCUCUGUCUUCCCACUCUGCCUUCCCCAGAAAUACUGGCUAGUCUUGUGCACCUGAGUGAGUCCAUCCUGGACAAACGUCUGCCUUCCCUUAGACUUGUCCAGGGUUCUGAGCAGGAACCUGCCACCCAGCAGCACUCUGGCUUUCUCCCCCCUCCAAAGAAGCCACAUGUAUUUAUUUUUUUAUUAGGUUUUUCUUUGUCUUUUGUUUCUUAAUACACAAAAAAGAUUCAAAACCUUGAAACCCCCUUCAUUGUCCUUCCUUCCCCAAAAGCAGCUGCUGUCUACAACAUGAGUUCUUCCAUCUAGCAAAAGUACUUCUCCAGCUUUCCAGUGAAGUUUCCUUAAUGGUUAUCAGGGGAGUAAAACAUGCCCUUGAGAGCCUAGGGGUAUGGUCUGUAAAGGCUCAGCAAAAUUUCUUCAAAACCUAUUUCAACUAAAGAUCAUAGGGAUUUUCCACUCCAUAUUAUAUCCAUGUUUGUCUUAAUGUAAGAUAACUUUUAAAUAACUUUCCUCAAGUCUUUAAAUUAAUUCUCUGGGCAAUCACUGCAUGCUUCCCCAGUCCUGUGGACUCAAGCAGCACACCGAGGGGAGGGUGAUUGCAGAACUGAGCAAAAUGACUCUAUCGGUAAAUGCAUUGUUUUAAAACAAAGUGAGGUAUGACCACCAGUAUCUUCCCUUUGUUCUCAGAAGCUGUUUGAGGCCAGGAUUCAAGUCUGACGUUCCUGGUCCUUCUGGCUUGAGGCAAGAAGGAUACUGGGUCUGGUUAAAAUGAGUUAUCCUGGGAGGUGAAGUCAGGUUCCAAGAUGGCUACCCGGGAGGAGAAACAGAGAGGGAUGGGCCUCUCCCUAGGGGACCAAGGGGUCUGGCUCUGGGACAGGCUAGCAAUAGGUUCUGGGGCCUCCUUUUCCUUAGUCCCCCUGCCACACCCUCUUGUAGUUUUAAAGGUCCCAUGCUAACACUCCUCCAUCAAGGUCCUAGGGAAGAACACAGGCUUAGUCUGGCUGUGGGAAAAACCAGCUGACUCAUGAAGACAUCCUGCCUCCCAGUCACCUGUGUUGUUGUUGUUAGGUGCUGUCUAGUCAGUUCCAACUCACAGCAACCCUACAGGACAAAGCAGAACUGCUCCAUAGGUUUCCGAGGAGGGGCUGGUGGAUAUGAAAUGCCGACCUUUUGAUUAGCAGCCGAGCUCUUAACCAGUAAGCCACCGGCACUGCCCCAGUCACCUCGGCAAUGGGAUUGCAAACGUUGGAAGGUUUCCCACAGGAUCCCACCUUGGAUAGAUUGAAGCUUUUAAUGUAGCAUGUAUAACUCUAGACACAUCUUAAGAAGUAAAAAUUCAAAUUUUAAAAAUUGGAAUAUUACAUGUGCAAAAAUCCUAGUGUUUCUGUACUUGAAAGUAGCAAGUGUAUGGGAAUACUAACAGCUGUCCUGGGUGUGCAGGGAGGGGCGUGGUUUGUACUAAAGUAACAGCGCAGGUGUGCCCACCCCCAGCAUUUUGUUAUGAAAAUUUUCAAACAUACAGAAAAGCUGAAAUUGUAUACCCUCCACCAAAAUUCUGCAAUUAACAUUGCUGUAUUUAUCACACAGCUAUCCAUUCCUCCAUCCAUACGUCUUACUUUCUGAUGCAUUUCAAGUAUGUUGCAUGUAGCAUAUACCCUCCUAAAUGCAUCAUCAGUUUAUAUUUGCUUACUUUGGGGGUGGUAAAAUUACAUAUGGUGAAAUGCACAAAUCUUAAGUGUAAGUCAGUGGUUUUUGAUAAAUGCUUACACCUGUACAACUCAACCCACC
Trichechus manatus latirostris (Florida manatee) is the source of this 2977-nucleotide messenger RNA. It is a transcript of the gene DYNLRB1, whose product is annotated as dynein light chain roadblock-type 1. Gene Ontology annotation, biological process: microtubule-based movement. Gene Ontology annotation, molecular function: dynein intermediate chain binding. Gene Ontology annotation, cellular component: cytoplasm; cytoplasmic dynein complex; centrosome. Bases 226 to 417 code for a protein of 63 amino acids. The record is from RefSeq and is a predicted model, not a curated record. Lineage: Eukaryota; Metazoa; Chordata; Mammalia; Sirenia; Trichechidae. The transcript has 4 exons.